Messenger RNA from Selaginella moellendorffii, 1920 nucleotides. Its product is annotated as pentatricopeptide repeat-containing protein At4g02750-like. The transcript has 2 exons. The coding region runs from base 1 to 1920 and encodes 639 amino acids. Lineage: Eukaryota; Viridiplantae; Streptophyta; Lycopodiopsida; Selaginellales; Selaginellaceae. Gene Ontology annotation, molecular function: protein binding; RNA binding. Gene Ontology annotation, biological process: RNA modification. The record is from RefSeq and is a predicted model, not a curated record.
AUGAGGAAGAGCAGGGCCGAAUGUCUUGAGCUUAUCAGCUCCGUCAAGACGAUCGCCACCGCAAAGGCAGUCCACGUACAGAUCGUCGACAAGAUCUUCCUCGACGAUGUCUUCCUCUGCAACAAGCUCAUCGAGAUGUAUGGCCGCUGCCGGAGCUCACGCGAGGCACGCACCAUCUUCGACGCGAUGCUCGCCAGGGACUCCUUCUCCUGGGACACGAUGCUGCUGGCGUACACUCGGACCGGCAACCUCGAGCAAGCCAAGCAGAUCUUCGAUGAGAUGCCCAGCAAGAAUCUCAUCUCCUGGACGAGCCUGCUGAAUGGGUGCCUGGAAGACGCUACGCUGCUGUUCCAGGAAAUGCCCAGCACCAACCUGGUGUCGUGGAACACUCUGCUCGACGCUUUUGUGGAGGCUGGGAAGCUGGAAGAGGCCGGGGACUUGUUUCACAGGAUGCCACUGCACGACUUGAUCUCCUGGACGACUAUCCAUCACGCUUAUGCCCGGUUUGGGUAUAUAGACGAGGCAAAGCUCGUCAUGGAGGCUAUGCCCGAGAGUGACACAGUCUGCUGGACAGCGAUGCUUUCGGCGUAUGCUCAGCUGGGGAGCCUGGACAGUGCCAAGGCUACGUUCGACUACAUGCCGCAGAGGGACCUGGUCUCUUGGAACACGAUGCUUGCGGCGUAUACUCAAAACGGACGCCUCGACGAUGCAAAGUUUGUGUUUUGGGGGAUGCCCGAGAGGGACUUGUUCUCGUGGACGACGAUGCUGGCUUGUUACGUCGAAGGGGGGCAUUUGGAGGAGGCCAGGAGGGUGUUUGACGGCAUGCCACAGCGAAACGUGAUCGCCUGGAACGUCAUUCUAGCGGGGUACGCACAGGUCGGACUCAUGGAUCGAGCAACGCUACACUUCGACUCGAUGCCGUUUCGAGACUUGAUAUCCUGGAACAUCAUGCUCGGCGGCUACGUCCAGAUCGAAGGUGGUCUUCGCGAGGCGGAGGUGUUCUUCCGGGGGAUGCCGCAGCACAACUUGGUGUCGAGGAACACGAUGCUCACAGCGUUCGCCCAGGCCGGAUUCAUCGAGAAGUCGAGGGGCUGCUUCUCAUCGAUGCCGGAGCACAACCAAGUCUCGUGGACGUCGAUGCUGGCGGCGUUUGCUCACAACGGCCGGGUCGAGGAGGCCAAGUUCACGUUCCUGUCGAUGCCGCAGCGAGACUUGGUCGCCUGGAACGCGAUGCUGGCGGCCUACGCUCGAAACGGACAGCUCCUCGAGGCGAAGCAGGCUUUCAGCGACAUGCCCGAGCGGAGCCUGGUUUCGUUCAACGGCAUGCUCUCGGCCUACGCGCAAAACGGCCAUCUCCGGCUCGCCAGGCAGCAGUUCGAUCGCAUGCCCGAGAGAGACCUCGCUUCGUGGUGCGCGAUCCUGGCGGCCUACACCCAGAACCGAGGACACACCAGCGGCAUCGUCGAGCUCUUCAACGCGAUGAAGCUCACGGACAUGCAUCACGGGGCGUGCUUCGUGGCGGUGCUCGUCGCGUGUAGCCGAGCCGGGAAGCUUUCGGACGGGAGGAGAUGGUUUGGAUCGCUGCUCGUCGACUUUGGCGAGCGGCCGACGAGGCAGCACUACUGCUGCAUGGUGGAUCUCUUGGCUCGGGCGGGGCACUUGGACGACGCGGAGGCGCUGGUGGUGGAGAUGCCGCUGGGCUCGAGCGCGCUCCAGUGGAGGUGCCUGCUUGGAGCUUGCGGGAAUGGCUAUGGCGGUAUCGAGCAGGGUGGCCGGGUUGCGAGCUCCGUGCUGGACUUGGGUGGAGGCGAUGGAGCUGGCUAUGUUCUUCUCAGCAAUCUUUGCUACUCGGUUGGAGCUCCGGAGAAUUGGAUUGCUACAAAGGAGAGGAAGAAGCUCGCGGCAAGAGCUCCAAGAUGA